GGCGCCGCGACGAGGCCGCGCACCUCGAGGAGGAGCGGCGCCUCUUCCACGUCGCGAUCACGCGCGCGGAGCGGACCUUCGCGGCGCUCCACGCGACGCGCGAGGCCGACGGCAACGGCGGCGACGCGGGCGCGGGCGCGUCGGCGCAGCGGUCGCCGUUCCUCGACCUGCUGCCGAAGGCCGCGGUGUCCGCGCGCGCCGUCGGCGCCGAGGAGGACGAGUUCCCGCGCCACCGGGCCCGGGCGCCGGGGUUCGCGGCGGCGGCGCCGCCGCCCUUCGCGGGCUUCGCGACGGCGGCGACGAUCAGGGACGCCGUCUUCGACGACGACCACGCCGGCGCCGAGGACGAGGCGCCGCCGCGGCCGCCGCCCGUCGCGGCCGCGGCGCGGCGGCCCCUCUGCGCGGCGCACCGCGUCGCCUGCGUCCGCCGCGACGACGGCUCGCUCGCCUGCGCGCUCGGGCCGGGCCGCGCCUGCGACGGCGCGGUCCUCGAAGAGGCGGACGCGGACCGCUCCGCGGCGCGCGCGCCGCCGCCGCCCAAGGCGAAGCCGGGCGCGGGCAAGAUCACGGCCUUCUUCAAGAAGGCGCCCAAGGGGCCGCCCAAGGUCCAGAAGCGGGCGACGUCCCGGAGCCCGAGCCCGCCGCCGAGGCCGCCCGCGCCGACGCCGGCGGCGGAGGAGCCGACGCCCGCGUCGGAGCCCGCCGCGCCGCCGACCGCGGCGCGGCCCGCGCCGGAGCCGUCCGUCGCGGCGCCGAAACGCGCGCCCGAGCCGCCCGCGCCGCCGCGGCCGCCGCCCGUCGCGGCCGCGGCGCGGCGGCCCCUCUGCGCGGCGCACCGCGUCGCCUGCGUCCGCCGCGACGACGGCUCGCUCGCCUGCGCGCUCGGGCCGGGCCGCGCCUGCGACGGCGCGGUCCUCGAAGAGGCGGACGCGGACCGCUCCGCGGCGCGCGCGCCGCCGCCGCCCAAGGCGAAGCCGGGCGCGGGCAAGAUCACGGCCUUCUUCAAGAAGGCGCCCAAGGGGCCGCCCAAGGUCCAGAAGCGGGCGACGUCCCGGAGCCCGAGCCCGCCGCCGAGGCCACCCGCGCCGACGCCGGCGGCGGAGGAGCCGACGCCCGCGUCGGAGCCCGCCGCGCCGCCGACCGCGGCGCGGCCCGCGCCGGAGCC
This is a messenger RNA of Aureococcus anophagefferens, 1165 nucleotides long. RefSeq lists its product as hypothetical. NCBI's taxonomy places the organism in Eukaryota, Pelagophyceae, Pelagomonadales, Pelagomonadaceae. The annotation marks the transcript as partial. The record is from RefSeq and is a predicted model, not a curated record. The transcript is spliced from 2 exons.